Molecule: messenger RNA, 324 nt
Organism: Cooperia oncophora
Lineage: Eukaryota; Metazoa; Nematoda; Chromadorea; Rhabditida; Trichostrongylidae
Source: the annotation of a GenBank genome assembly
AUGCGUUCCAACGAUGUUCUUGAAAAAGGGAAAAUUGUUGCACAACUCAAUCAUCAGAAAAUCCGUAAUCGCAUUAUGCCGGUUGCUGUGGACUUUGAUCAACUGAUCGGAGAACCUCGGCGUGUACCAGGCAUUGGUUGGGCAGUUCCAUGUGAUGUAGUGGGACUGGACAGCAAGAAGGCGAAAUCUGUGAAGGUUCGUUUCCACCCAUCACUUGUGGAGCUGAGUCGUGCGGAUCAAUCGAUCACAUCUGCCGCGUUGAGGGAUGCUCUGAAGGUUAGUUCGAUAUGGGUUUUCAACAUGCGAAACAACGAUUAUUGUGAA